CCUGCCCUCCUUGGUCAGCCCCACACUGCCCUGCGCCAUGAAGGGCUUCGCGGCCGCCUGGCUGGCCUGGGCCCUGCUCUCGCCCUGCGGCGGCACGGCCUGGCCCACGCACACAGCCUGCAGGGAAGGGGGCUUGGAGGUGCUCUACCAGAGCUGCGAUCCAUUACAAGAUUUUGGCUUUUCUGCUGACCAGUGUUCCAAACAAUUAAAACCAAAUCUGAAUGUUAGAUUUGGACUCAUUCUGAGAGAGGACAUGAAGGAGCUGUUUCUCAACGUAGCUCUCAUCAAUAAAGGAUCGUCUGUUUUCGAUUACUCCUAUCCCGUCUGUGAAAGGGAUCAACCCAAGUUCAGUUUCUGUGGAAGAAGGAAAGGGGAGCAGUUUUACUAUGCUGGCCCUGUCAAUAAUCCUGGAUUUGCAAUUCCUGAGGGAGAAUACCAGGUUAUGCUGAAACUGUACAAUGAAAAUGGUUCCACUCUAGCUUGUGCCAAUGCAACUGUGAUUUGCUCCUGACUGGGUACUGCAGCUCAGAAGCUCGACCAGCUCCAUCCCGUGGGAACUCGGAGCUCCUCAGACUGAACCUGCUGUGUAAAAAGAACCAGCCAAUGAAAGAAAGAAGCUGUACAAAGGAGCCUCACCCAAGAGCUCAGGUGCUAAUUUAAGCUCCAGGACCAUAUGUCCCCAGAUUCCACAGAUAUAACUAAGAUGUUAAUGAUCUGCUCUAAUGAGCCUUGUGCUCGUCACUAAGCUGUCCUGAAGGUCAAGCUUUCUUCUCUAAUUGGUCACUUCACAGCGUCUCACCUGCAUUUCAGAUCCUCGGGGGCCCUUCUUGGCAGUUACUGAGAAUAAAGAAAGCUAGCCCAUGGUCGUCAGUCA
Molecule: messenger RNA, 874 nt
Organism: Choloepus didactylus (southern two-toed sloth)
Lineage: Eukaryota; Metazoa; Chordata; Mammalia; Pilosa; Megalonychidae
Gene: LY86
Product: lymphocyte antigen 86
Exons: 5
Coding region: 38-511 (157 amino acids)
Biological process (GO): innate immune response; positive regulation of lipopolysaccharide-mediated signaling pathway
Source: RefSeq, a predicted model, not a curated record